Messenger RNA from Leptopilina heterotoma, 4059 nucleotides. RefSeq names its product formin-like protein (gene Frl). The record is from RefSeq and is a predicted model, not a curated record. Gene Ontology annotation, biological process: cortical actin cytoskeleton organization; cell migration; regulation of cell shape. The transcript has 17 exons. NCBI's taxonomy places the organism in Eukaryota, Metazoa, Arthropoda, Insecta, Hymenoptera, Figitidae. Bases 644 to 3910 code for a protein of 1088 amino acids. Gene Ontology annotation, molecular function: actin filament binding; small GTPase binding. Gene Ontology annotation, cellular component: cytosol.
AUCCGUGCUUUAUGUUUUGAUUCGAAGGUGUGGCCCUAUUUUCAUUUAAUAAAUAUAUAUAAAUUCCUACAUAACCUACAAUGAUCAUUGUUUUAUUUCUAUUUUAUCUACCGUCUAUAAAUUGCGAUAUGUUUACAGCUGUUUAUCUGUAAGAUGGCAGUGAUUUUGAUGAAGACAUUCUUAAAAAGUGAAAUCUGACCAUGAUUUUAGUGCGCAAAAGUCACAGAUAGGCCCACAAUGUCAAGCUGAAUAAAUGUACAUAUAUUUUUCUAGCAAACUUGUUGUUUUGUUGCAAUAGUGACGUUUUUUAGUGAUUAAAAAUGCGAUCGCGAUGGGCAAUUUUGUAUCCCCUGCUUUUAUCGAGUCAUUCAAUAUUUGUUUUGCAUUGAAUUUAGUGGAUGGAACAUGAGAAAUAUGUAACCGGUGGGAGGAAAAAGGGUACGAGCGAGAAAUGUCAAGUGCCGUCAAUGGUUUUGUUGACGUUUUCCACCAGUGUGUGAGUUAUGACACGGUCUCAUAGUGCUUGCAUGUCUCUUGUGUAGACAAUUUUUAAGGAAGGAAAAAAGCUGGAGUCGUCGUCGAUUGGGGAGUGGUUUUUUUUUGUGCUUUUAUGUGUUGCAUUUUUUGAAAAUAAAAAAUAACGAUGGGGCUGGUACAAAGCAGAGGAAGCAGUGAGAAUGAUGUCAGUGCGCGCGAAAUAUUUGCCGGUAGUAUAAAAAGCGCUGGACAGCCUUCUUUAGGAAUGGGGAGUCUGGGUGGACCUCACGCCCGAAGCGGCAGCGUUCGGUGUGCACCAAGACAACCAAUGCCGGAUGCCGUCGAACUCGAGAGGCGCUUCACUAAAGUAUUGGCUUCAAUGGAUUUGCCGCCAGACAAGGCAAAGCUAUUAAAACAGUACGAUAACGAAAAAAAGUGGGACAUAAUCUGUGAUCAAGAAAGAGUUCAAGCCAAGGAUCCACCAUCGCAUUAUUUGACAAAGCUACGAACGUAUUUAGAUCCUAAAGCAUCUAGAAGCCAUCGAUCGUAUCGUUUCCUUACAUUCUUUCAGAAGAGAAAAAUUGUUGGCGAAUCGACAUCAACGCAGGUUCUUCGAGAUUUAGAAAUAUCUCUGCGCACAAAUCACAUAGAAUGGGUACGAGAAUUUUUAGACGAAGAAAAUCAAGGACUUGAUGCGUUGAUAGAUUACCUUAGUUUUAGGUUGCUUAUGAUGCGACAUGAACAACGACUUUUAGAAGAUAAAAACGAAUCUACAGAAAGGUUACAAACAUCUGUAACAGCUGAUUCUUCACCAUUAAAUAAUGGAUGUCUCAGACCACCUUUACAUGACUUGAAGGAUAGUCCAGGAGUAAAACGACGAUCAAGACACGUAGCACGAUUAAAUAUGGGGGAAGCAAAGGACGAUAUCCAUGUUUGCAUACUCUGCAUGCGUGCCAUCAUGAAUAAUAAAUACGGAUUCAAUAUGGUGAUACAACAUCGAGAGGCAAUUAACUGCAUAGCUCUAAGUCUUAUGCAUAAAAGUUUAAGAACAAAAGCUCUUGUAUUGGAACUAUUAGCAGCGAUCUGUUUAGUGAAAGGAGGACAUGAAAUUAUUCUAUUUGCUUUUGACAAUUUUAAAGAAGUAUGUUUGGAGAGGAGAAGGUUCACAACAUUAAUGGCGUAUUUUACCCAAUAUGACAGUUUUCAUAUUGAAUUUAUGGUUGCAUGUAUGCAAUUUGUCAACAUUGUUGUUCAUUCUGUAGACGAUAUGAAUUUCAGAGUGCACUUACAGUAUGAGUUCACAAAGCUUGGUCUUGAUGAAUACCUUGAAAAAUUAAGGCAUACAGAAAGCGAAGAUUUGCAGGUUCAAAUCUCGGCUUAUCUUGAUAAUGUGUUUGAUGUAGCUGCCCUAAUGGAGGACAGUGAAACGAAGACUGCAGCUUUAGAAAAAGUAGCUGAAUUGGAAGAUGAACUUGGUCACGCGCACGAUAGGAUGACCGAAUUGGAAAGAGAAUCUCUAGCGAAGUUAGCAGAACUGGAAACCGAAUUAGGAGCUACAAAGAUUGAAUUUGCUGAUGCGUUGGAAGCUCGUAGAUUAAUUGAAGAAGAACUCAUAGCUUUAAAGCGACAAAAGCAGGACUCUGCCCGGCGACAAAGCGUUUUAGAAAGUAAAAUUAUGGAACUAGAAUCAUUAACAGGAACCCUUACUAAAGGAUCGUCUGGUGAGAUCAUAUGUCUUCGAAAUGGAAGUGCAACUAACUCCCCAACAACGGAAAAUAGAUCAUCAUUGACGAUAAUAUCAGCGACUUCCCCAAUGCAAGUUUCAGCUCCUGCUCCUCCUCCACCACCGCCUCCGCCACCUCCUUGUCCGCCUCCACCUCCAGCAACACUUUCCAUGAAAGACAACAGAGGAUCGCCACCAGUUCCAAUUCCACCACCACCUGCAGGAAUGAUGCAAGCACCCGAUGGAGCUAUGACCAUAAAACGAAAAGUGCAAACGAAGUAUAAACUUCCGACAUUAAAUUGGGUUGCCCUUAAACCAAAUCAAGUUCGAGGCACAAUUUUCAAUGAAUUAGAUGACGAACGACUUCAUAACUUCAUUGACUUCUCUGACUUUGAAGAACGUUUUAAACUUGGAAUGGUCGGACACAUUGCCAAUGGAAAUAAUGAAUUUGAUGGACUUCAAAGUUUCCCAAGUAAAAGAUUUAAAAAGCCCGAGAAUAUUACUCUUUUGGAACACACGAGAUUGCGGAAUAUUGCAAUAUCAAGAAGAAAGUUGGAAAUGCCUGUUGACAAAGUUAUUACUGCAGUUAAUGGUCUCGAUCUAAAAAUACUUUCCCUAGAAAAUGUUGAGUUACUUCAAAGAAUGGUCCCAACUGAUCAAGAAAUUAAAGUAUAUCGUGAAUAUAUAAUAAAUAAAAAGAAUGUGAAUCUUCUGACGGAGGAAGAUAAAUUCUUGAUGCAACUCGGCAAAGUUGAAAGAAUAUCAUCUAAAUUAUCGAUAAUGAAUUAUAUCGGGAAUUUCUUUGACAAUUUACAUCUUAUUACGCCACAAAUUCAUGCUGUGAUAUCUGCUUCAAGUUCAGUGAAAAGCUCCAAGAAAUUAAGAGCUGUUUUAGAAAUAAUUCUUGCCUUCGGUAAUUAUUUGAAUAGCAGUAAACGAGGUCCUGCUUAUGGAUUUAAAUUACAAAGUUUGGAUACUUUACUGGACACCAAGUCAACUGAUAAAAGAAUGUGCCUUCUGCACUACAUUGUAGCAACAAUACGAUUGAAAUUCCUUGAACUUAUCAACUUUGAAUCGGAAUUGAUGUAUAUUGACAAAGCAGCAACUGUUUCCCUCGAGAACAUAACUACAGACGUUCAUGAAUUGGAGAAAGGAAUGGAUCUUGUUCGUAAGGAAUUUGAGCUUCGUGGUAAAGAAAAGCACAAUACAGUUUUACGCGAUUUUUUGAAUAAUUCAGAGGAAAAAUUACGAAGAUUAAAAGCUGAUUCUCGAACAGCAGGAGAAGCUUUUAGAGAAUGCAUUGAAUUUUUUGGUGAGAGUCCAAGGCAAGCUGAUGCUAAUUCUUUCUUCUCGCUUCUUGUCAGAUUCGCCAGAGCAUUUAAGACUGCGGAUCAAGAAAAUGAACAACGUCGAAGACUAGAACUAGCUGCUGCCGAAGCACUGAACACUUCAGAAGAAGUUAUUAAGAGAAAUAAAUUAAACCAAAAGAAGCAACAGGAUGCUGUUAUAAAUGAACUAAAAAGCAAGACAAAAAUGGUACAAGAGAAGAAGCUUUUGCAACAAGAUGAAGUGUAUAAUGGUGCACUGGAAGACAUUCUUCUUGGAUUGAGAUCUGAACCUUAUCGUCGUGCCGAUGCCGUUAGACGAAGUCAGCGUCGCCGAAUCGAUAAUCAUCGACUGUCUCGCACUGCCGAAGAGCUAGAAUUAUAAUACAAAAAUUAUCGUUUCCAUUGGGAACAAAAUUACCUUUUAUAAUUCUGAACACAAAUCUAGUUUCUAUAACCAAUUGUAAAAUUAUAUUUAUCUCAUGAAUUAAUUUGCAAUGUUUUUCGAUAAUAUAGCUUCGCUAUUUUGAUUUA